AUGUUUUCUGCCAUUCUCACUGUCGCGGCGCUCUACGUCUUUUCAUGGGCUAUUUGGAAAAUCGGUCGAAGAUUCUACCGCAAGUCCGCACUCGACAACAUACCUGGACCAUCCGCGAAAUCACUCUGGCAAGGCGUUCUGCCUCAAGUUUUCAACGACAAUGCUUGGAGUUUCCAGAAGGAAAUGGCCGAGAAAUAUGGCGGGGUCGUCAAAUUGACAGGGCUGUUAGGUGACGUUCAACUGUAUGUCUUUGAUCCCAAAGCCAUGCACCACAUCGUCGUCAAGGAUACAAACACCUACGAAGAAUUAAACUUGGCGUUAUUUGGACGCGGCAUUCUGGCGGUAGUCGGGGAACAACACAGGAAACAAAGGAAGAUGUUGAAUCCCGUAUUUUCAAUCGCUCAUAUGCGUCAAAUGCUUCCUACUUUCUACAGUGUUGGUCAUAAGCUACGGGAUGCAAUUGCGAAGAAAGUUGAGGCCGGCCCCAUUGAGGUUGAGCUAGUGUCCUGGAUGACCAGAACCGCUCUUGAAUUGGUCGGCCAAAGUGGAUUCAGUGUUUCGUUCGAUCCCUUGACGGAGGAUGGGAUCCCUCACCCUUACACUGUGGCCGCAAAACAAGUCGUACCUCUCACCUUCAGAUUUUUCGUUUCGCGGAUUUAUCUCCUUCCUUUACUUAUCAAUAUUGGGACACCAAAACUUAGGCGUUUUUUCAUCGACCUCGUGCCAUGGAAGGACCUCCGCGACCUUAGAGAUCAUGUCGACAUUCUUCACAAGACUGCGGUGGAAAUCAUUGAAACUAAGAAGGCAGCACUUGCGGAGGGGGACAAAGCAGCCGCAAGGCAAAUUGGGCAAGGAAAGGACAUACUCAGCAUCCUGUUGAGGGCGAACAUAUCUGCUUCAAAAGAACUAUCUGAAGAAGAGUUGGUAGGCCAGAUAUCGACAUUGACUUUUGCGGCUAUGGAUACCACUUCCUCCGCGUUGUCGCGUACUUGA
Molecule: messenger RNA, 993 nt
Organism: Cyclocybe aegerita
Lineage: Eukaryota; Fungi; Basidiomycota; Agaricomycetes; Agaricales; Hemipholiotaceae
Source: the annotation of a GenBank genome assembly